Molecule: messenger RNA, 1019 nt
Organism: Cydia splendana
Lineage: Eukaryota; Metazoa; Arthropoda; Insecta; Lepidoptera; Tortricidae
Gene: SkpA
Product: S-phase kinase-associated protein 1
Exons: 2
Coding region: 140-628 (162 amino acids)
Biological process (GO): SCF-dependent proteasomal ubiquitin-dependent protein catabolic process
Cellular component (GO): nucleus; cytoplasm
Molecular function (GO): cullin family protein binding
Source: RefSeq, a predicted model, not a curated record
UCACUCAUGCUAAUGCCACUUGCCUUGCGGUGAAUAAACCAAAUAAGUGAAACUUUAUUUAUAAAUUUUGUGUACCGCUUAGUUUCUAGCGUGUUGAAUUCUAUAUUUAAAUACAUUGCAGCACUGAAUACACUAAAACAUGCCGAACAUAAAGUUACAGUCGUCCGAUAACGAGAUCUUCGAUGUCGAUGUUGAAAUUGCUAAAUGUUCCGUCACAAUCAAAACCAUGUUGGAAGAUCUUGGCAUGGACGAAGAUGAGGAGGAAUCCGUGCCGUUGCCUAAUGUAAACUCUGCUAUUUUGAAGAAGGUGAUCCAAUGGGCUACGUAUCAUAAAGACGAUCCUCCCCUACAAGACGAUGACGAGAACAAAGAGAAAAGGACGGACGACAUUUCAUCCUGGGAUGCUGAUUUUUUGAAAGUUGAUCAGGGAACCCUGUUUGAACUCAUCUUAGCGGCGAAUUAUUUAGAUAUCAAAGGUUUAUUGGAUGUGACAUGCAAGACGGUUGCAAAUAUGAUUAAGGGCAAAACUCCAGAGGAGAUACGCAAGACAUUCAAUAUCAAGAAUGAUUUCACGGCUGCGGAGGAAGAUCAGGUGCGCAAGGAGAAUGAGUGGUGCGAGGAGAAGUAAACCUUUGAUUUCAUCAGCUAUUUACAUAACUACAAACAACAAUAUUAUAAUGGAUGAGGACUUGGGAAAACAUACUAAUCUCUCCACAGAAUAGAAGAAGUCUAAUACUAUUGACACAAAUAAGUAUAACUAUAAUCAUAGUUGUGUGUUAAGGCGGGAUUCCACCAGUGUGUGGCACAAGCAUUUUUGUACUGAAUAUGCUUGAGCUGCACACUGGUGGAAUCCCGCCUUAAGACUUAUCCACAAACAUGUAAAUUUUUGUGUGUCAUAGUUUCCUUUAUCAUUUUUGUGCUUGUCAGGUAAGCUAUUUUUUGUUUUAAGUUAUAAUACAAUGUAGAGAACUACUCAUACAAAGGUACAUACAAUAAAUUAUUUGAUUCUGUGUGUCCAA